AUGGCUGGAGUAUUAGCCAGGGAAUGUUCAGACAAGAUUUCUUAUAAAAAGCAAGACAAGAAGGCUGACAUGAGAGGUGAGGAUGGUGUAUGUAGCGGCUCAAUCAGCAACUUAGCUCUUUAUAUCCCUCUUGAUCUGACGAUUGAGAUUCUGAAGAGAUUGCCGGCUAAAUCUCUUCAGAGGUUCCAAUGUGUAUCCAAGAUCCAAAACCAAGUAUUCAUCGAUUCGUUCUGCUCAAUGUCCCAGGCUCGGUCACGGUUUCUAGUCGCUGUUCGUAUUACUGAGAACCGUGUAAUCCUCUUAUCGACUUCACACAAUGAAACAGAGGUACCUACUACUUCUUUGGUUACCAAUCUUCCAAUGCCAAUACGCGGUUGCCGGCUGAACCCUAUUCGUUAUACUUCUUUGCAUACCUAUCCCGAAAUGACACUGUCCGGUUUCCCUGUGGACCUUGUUCAUUGCUCUUCCAUCCAUGGAUUGUUCGGUUUGUCACAUCCUUCAGAUCCAGGUCGGUUCACGAUAUGUAACCCUAGCACUAGACAAGUCAUAACAUUGCCGGAUAUCAAAGCUUCUAGUGGUAGAAGAGAGCACAUAUAUAUGUUCUUGGGAUAUGAUCCUGUUGGUAAUGUAUACAAAGCAUUGUGUAGCACGUCUUGGUAUGGCCAACCUUGUCAAGAGCACAUGGUUUUAACAAUUGGAGGAGGAAAUCUUUCAUGGAGAAGCAUCAAAGGUAGAAAAAUCCCGCGUUAUACAGUUGUAACAAAUGGAAUAUGCAUCAAUGGGAUGGUGUAUUACGGUGUGUCGACUACCCGAAGACAAGAGAAGAGAUUGUUUAUUUUUCGUUUUAACGUUAGAGGUGAGUGCAUAGGUUCUAUCAACACAUAUUGGCCAGUCAUAAAACAUGGAUCAUUGAUCAACUUCAAUGGGAGGGUAGCCGGGGUUAGGCCCUUACCACGUGAUCUUCCCGGUAGUUUUGAUUUGUGGAUUCUAGAUGACUUUGACAAAAAACGCCACUGGUAUAGGAAAGGACUAACUGUCCACCCUUUGUUGUUGCAUUUGUCCGGGAAUAUUGAGUUAAAAAUCUUAGGGAUGAACAAAAGCUACGAGGUCGUUAUAGGUCCGCUAAAGUUUCCUCCCAAGCAUGAGCCAUUGUACAUUUACUACUACAACAUAAGAGGCGUGAAGCUAUUCAGAAGGGUUGAACUUAAAGGAUUUGAAGAGUUUGGGUGCAAUCAUACAAGUGAAGAGCAAUGUGUUUGUCAAGUCCUUUUCUCACCGGAACACUUCGAAAGUCUCAUGUCUUUAUAA
This is a messenger RNA of Camelina sativa (false flax), 1308 nucleotides long. The record is from RefSeq and is a predicted model, not a curated record. Lineage: Eukaryota; Viridiplantae; Streptophyta; Magnoliopsida; Brassicales; Brassicaceae.